CUUUGGUGAUAUCAUAGAAAAGAAAAACUGUCUCUGUAAUUAGUUUGUAACUUUAUAAUACAACUCUGCACUGCACUGCACUGCACAACAGAACAAACAAACGUUCGCAUUACCAAAUGUUUAGAAGGAAUUUAACAAGAUGGCAGGGAGUGCGGUUUAAUGGUACAACUACUAAACAAUUUAUUAGAUCUCGACCAAAAGUUCGAGAUCUUAUUCGAGCUCCAAUAUUUAAAUCAUUCUUUUUAACUAUAGUACUUGGUACAGUGGUUGUAGAUUAUAUUAAGACUAAGAAAGAUUAUGAAUUAUUAGUACGAACUCAUGAAUCAAAAUUUACUGUUUUACAAGAUUUAAUUAAUAAUUUAAAGAAUGGUGAUAAAGUAGAUGUAGCAAGAGAAUUAAAAAUUGCUAAUACUCUUACAAAGAAUAGAUAUGGUACAGUUACUGAUAUAGAAGUAGAUGAAGAACUUGAAAAAUUCUUAAAGAUGGCCGAUUCUCAAUUAGAAUCAGAUGAAUUCGUUGAGAAAUUAUCCAAUAGUUCAAAUACAACUACAACUACAGCUACAAGUGAAUCAGAUGUAAAGACAGAUGUAAAGACAGAUUCUAUACCUGCACAACCAAUAAGAGUCGAAUCAAGUAAGUUCUUAUAAGUCAUAUAAGUUCUUAGUUCUUAUAAGUUCAUAUAAGUUCAUAUGAUACAUAGUUUAAUAAUUUAUUUAUACAUAUAUUAUAUUGUUAAUACACACAAGAAGUAAAGUUAUA
Scheffersomyces amazonensis is the source of this 759-nucleotide messenger RNA. RefSeq lists its product as uncharacterized. NCBI's taxonomy places the organism in Eukaryota, Fungi, Ascomycota, Pichiomycetes, Serinales, Debaryomycetaceae. The record is from RefSeq and is a predicted model, not a curated record. The coding region runs from base 117 to 647 and encodes 176 amino acids. The transcript is spliced from 2 exons.